Paramecium tetraurelia is the source of this 741-nucleotide messenger RNA. RefSeq lists its product as uncharacterized. The transcript is spliced from 4 exons. The record is from RefSeq and is a predicted model, not a curated record. Lineage: Eukaryota; Ciliophora; Oligohymenophorea; Peniculida; Parameciidae.
AUGCCACCCUUAUUCGUUUUUGUUGCCGUGAUUCUUGUACUAACCAAUGCUUAAUCAAGUGAGAAAAAGAUAAACAAUAAAGGUUAUAAUUAUCUCCAUUAUGUAGAAUAAAAUGACGAUCUUCUAAAAAGUACAAAUAUUUUCAAUUCUUGCAUUAUUGUCUCUUACAAUUAUUUAAUACAGGAAGAUACCCAAAUAGAAAAUGAAUUAAAUAAAAUCAUGAUGAGUUAUGAGGAAAUUUAGGAUUUUGAAUAAAAAAUUGCACAACAAUACGUUGCAUCUAAAAGAAUCAAACUUGAUGCAGUCAAACAAUGCGUAAAUAAACAGACUGUUGAUGGAUCAUAAAAAAUAUUAUCAGAAUUGUAAAAUAAAAUAUUUGAUGCUAAAAACUAUUAUCAUUUGAUGAGUGGAUUCGAUUUAAAGAAAUACUUUGACAGAUAAGUUGAAUACAAAUUCACUUAAGAUGAUGAAACUCUUUCUGAUAUGAUUGAAGAAUUUUUGACCAAAUUGAAAAAAGCUCAAGGAGUUGAAGAGUUUGGAUUUAAUGAUUUAUACCCUCAAAUGAAGGAUGAUCAAUUGAAAACUAAAAUCUUCGGAGUAGCUCUUGAAUCCUCAUGGCUUUCAUAUAUGAUUUUCUUUUCAGUUGCCUUUGUAAUCAUUUUGAUCAUGAAAUUUGCUUACACAACUCUAUAGGAUUCACAAAAAACCAAUUCAAAAAAACAAAAAAAAUAAAAAAAAUGA